AACUGGAACUAAUAUUCAGUCUGCACACACUCACGGUGAACGAGUUCCGCUGUCACAACAGAUAAACAAUGACAGAAUCGGGGCCAAAGUUUAAAAUAGUCAAGUUUUUAAAGAUAAUUAUCGGUAGUUUCCUCAUCACAGUCUUGCUGUUAUUUACUAUAGCAUCUAUUAGGACUCUUUUACUGGACGUAAAUGUCGGACUUCAACUCGCACAUUGGGAAAAGACGAAAAACCUCUCGCUUGUCAUAGACGGCCAUCAGAGAGAGGAGCUCCUCACAAAUUUUAAAGGGGCUAUCCGGAUCCCCACAGUGUCUUUCUCCGAGACAGAGAUCAAUACCACCGCGCUGCUUGAAUUUGACAGGCUCCUCCGAAAAGCCUUCCCAACAGUUUUCUCCUCAAAUUUGGUUCAUCAUGAGUUGGUGGCCAACUACAGCCACCUGUUUUGGGUGCAAGGAUCACAGCCUGGCCUGGUGCCAUACAUGCUGCUGGCCCACAUUGAUGUGGUGCCUGCCACCGAGUCGGAUGGCUGGGAGGCCCCGCCAUUUUCUGCCCAGGAGAUAGACGACUUCAUCUAUGGAAGAGGGACCAUAGACGACAAGAGCUCUGUAAUGGGAAUACUUCAGUCACUGGAAUACUUACUAAGAAAAGGCUAUGCUCCACGCAGAGGAUUUUACAUCGGCUUUGGUCAUGAUGAAGAAGUCAGUGGUUACCAGGGGGCAGUGAACAUUGUGCGUCUGCUGAAGCAGCGUGGUGUGCAACUGGCGUUUGUCCUAGAUGAGGGCCUGGCUGUACUGGAUGGAGUCAUCAGUGGUCUUGAAGGACCCGCUGCUCUAAUUGGGAUAAGUGAAAAGGGCUCGGCUACUGUAAAGCUUAGUGUGUCUAUGGUCCCUGGUCAUUCCUCAAUGCCUCCCAGGGAGACCAGCAUUGGGAUCUUGGCUGCAGCAGUCAAAAGACUAGAGGAGAACCCUAUGCCGAGGUUAUUUGGUCAGGGGCCUGAACGUGGAACCUUUGAACACCUGGCCCAUAAGUUCAGGUUUCCAGUGAAGUUUAUAAUGUCAAAUUUGUGGCUGUUCUCCCCAAUCCUUGGCAGGGUACUAGAAAGAAAACCAGACACUAAUGCUUUUGUGCGGACAACCACAGCAGUCACCAUAUUUAAUGCAGGAGUUAAGAUCAAUGUCAUUCCUUCCCUCGCUGAAGCUUAUGUAAAUCUACGAAUCCACUCGGCACAGUCAUUACAAGAGGUCCUGGACCUCAUCCACUCCACAGUGCGGGACCAGCGAGUGAAGAUAGAGCUCGUUGAUGGGUUUGACCCUCUGCCCAUCAGCUCUGCUGAUGAAAAGUCGUUUGGCUUCCAGAUCAUUAAGAAAACUGUGUUGGACAUGUUUCCAACAGUUACAGUUGCUCCAGGCAUCUGUAUUGGGAACACAGACAGUCGACACUUCAAAGACCUGACCAGUGAUAUUUAUCGCUUCGCCCCAGUCUGGUUUAAACCAGGUGAUGCUCAGAGAUUCCAUGGCAUCAAUGAAAGGAUUUCCAAAAAGAACUACGAGGAGCUUGUAGUAUUUUACUUCAAUUUGAUUCAAAACUGUGACAUUCAGCACCUCCCUGAGGCUCACAGCUCUGUCCAUGAACUCUAAGGAAUUGACAGCAUUGGUGCCCAUAUCGUUGUUAGUUGGAAUAAAUUCACCAGCACUCAACGGGACUGUGGCCGGACUUAUGCCUUUGUCAUUACAUUUCUAAAGCAAAAAAAUCAGAUUCUACAUUUCCAGUGCUCUGUAAUUUUAGCUUUAUAGUUAAAAUAUGAUUCCUUUCAGUCUUGUGUGAUUAGAUAAAAAAAUUACCUUGUUGCAAUGAAAUAAUCACGGGUACAACUACAUGAAACUCCUUUGUGUUUGUGAUCAAGAUUUUGUGAUGGACUGCUGUGAUGGUUUUUAAACUUAAAAUUAUGAUGGUAAAAAUGUAUGAAAUUAGAAAAUACUAUUGCGCUGCUAAUACUGUAUUACUUAAAAUGAUGAACUGACUGAGGAAAUGACUGCAUAAAUAUUUCUGGCUGCUGAUAAGAGAUGGUACUAAAAUGUGCUACUUACUUUAAAAAUGCUAAAUUGUGAUAUUUCAAAGUGUAUUUUGUUACUUCUUUUGUUACUUCUAAUCACGUACAGUAGUUUAGCUUUUAAAGAAUGCUGUAGUAUCACUGACUGACUCUUUAAAAAUUAAUCUGGAUCUGAAUUUGCACACAAGCUUGACCCAGGCAUUGUUUGAAAAUACAACAAAUAACUUCAAUGA
This is a messenger RNA of Lates calcarifer (barramundi perch), 2283 nucleotides long. RefSeq names its product peptidase M20 domain containing 1, tandem duplicate 2 (gene pm20d1.2). Lineage: Eukaryota; Metazoa; Chordata; Actinopteri; Centropomidae. Gene Ontology annotation, biological process: amino acid metabolic process. The record is from RefSeq and is a predicted model, not a curated record. The transcript has 13 exons. Gene Ontology annotation, molecular function: metallocarboxypeptidase activity; hydrolase activity, acting on carbon-nitrogen (but not peptide) bonds, in linear amides. Bases 69 to 1637 code for a protein of 522 amino acids.